Molecule: messenger RNA, 2143 nt
Organism: Ciona intestinalis (vase tunicate)
Lineage: Eukaryota; Metazoa; Chordata; Ascidiacea; Phlebobranchia; Cionidae
Source: RefSeq
UAACGAUCUGAUGCUAUACGACGAGACGUAAGCUCAAAAUUCACCUUCUUUUGUACGAGAUGAAAAUUCUGAUCGUUCUUUCUCUGCUUGCCUUAACGGUUUUAUCGAAGCCGUCCCCGCGACUUAGACCGCCUGGUGCAAACUUACCACGGAAAGAAAAGGACAGUUCUGGUUACCACCGAGUCUGCUACUAUACUAACUGGAGUCAGUACCGUCCAGGAAAUGGAAAAUAUAUCCCUGAUGAUGUAGAUCCGUUUUUGUGCACCCACAUUGUUUAUUCCUUUGUUGAAAUUGGAAGUAAUAACCAGCUGAAACUUCGAGAAUGGAACGGAGACCAACUCAUUGACAGUUUACUGACAAAGAAACAAACUAAUCCAGAUCUCCUUAUCACAGCUGCUGUUGGAGGGUGGAAUUUCGGCACAGAACGAUUUACUGCCGUAUGUGAAAAUGAAGCAAAUAUGAGGAUGUUUGCAAAAACAUCAGUAGACUUUCUUCGACAAUUUAAAUUCGACGGUCUUGACAUGGAUUGGGAAUAUCCAGGAUCUCGGGGUUCUCCUCCAGAAGAUAAACAACGAUUUACUCGACUGUUGGAGAUUCUUAUGGAGGAGUAUGAAGCUGAAGCACUUAGCACCGGUAAUCCACGACUUUUGCUUACCGCAGCCGUUCCUGCUGGUCCGUCUACGAUUGAAGCGGGCUUUGAAAUAAAUGCCGUCUGCAGUAUUCUUGACCUGGUUCAUAUUAUGACAUACGAUUUCCACGGAGGAUCAUGGGAAAAAAACACAGGACACAACGCCGCACUUUAUCCAAGUCCACCCGGCACCAUACAGAAUGACUUCAAUAUUGAAGAAUCAGUUAACAUUUGGCUUACGAAUGGUUGCGACCCAAAGAAAUUAGUUUUGGGUGUUCCAACUUAUGGAAGAACUUACACUUUGUUGGAUCCAUUAAAAUUUGGCUUUGGUGCGAAUGCGACAGGACCUGGGGAUGCUGGGACAUACACAAGAGAGGCUGGUUUUCUUGCAUAUUACGAGAUAUGUCCAUAUAUGAAUGAUCCUGCAGCAAAUUUCAUUUGGAGUGAUUAUGCAAUGGCACCAGCUGUGGCUGUAGGCGAUCAAUGGAUUUCUUUUGACGAUGUCAACUCCAUCGAAUACAAGAUCAACUACAUGAAAUCUUUGGGUUUGGGUGGAACAAUGGUGUGGGCGGUCGAUAAUGAUGAUUUCCAAGCUACAUGUGGCUACAAAAACCAUCUUUUAAGGCAAAUGUAUUUCUUGCUUGUCGGUGAGAACAGUCCAGCAUGUGGUAUCAAACCAACAACAACUGCUGUUACUUGGUGGCCACAACCUGAUUACACAAACCCACCGCAGGAAAUAGAUUGCUGGUAUCCUUUGCAACCAGGCGAAACAACUCCAGCUGUUACCACGAAGACCACAGUAGCAACUCCAGUACCAACCGAACCAACCACCAACCCAAAUACACCUGGGGGCACACCAUAUCCAGACACAACAACCAACAGAGUAGUUACACUACCUCCUUGCGAAGGUCCCGAUUGCUAUCUUGAGUGCACAUUGAAACCAGAUGGAUUUUAUGCGGACCCUCAUAGAUGCAACUGCUUUUAUCAGUGUUCAGAUAAGCAAGCUUUUCCCAAAUGUUGUUCGAACGGUCUGCUGUACAACCCAGAGAUCGUCGCAUGUGAUUACCCCGAAAACGUUGAUUGUUCUCAAACGUUGGCACCCACUAGUCCGCCAGCACCAACAACUACCACAGAACAACAGUUCACCACUACAUUACCAGUGACACAAACUACCUUGCCUGCUACCGCUGGACCAGGAGAAUUCUCUUGCACCAAUCAAGCAAAUGGCGAUUACGUCGACCCUCAAGAUUGUCACAGGUUUUAUCAGUGCGUGGGUGAAGAAAUAUCUUCAGUUCAUGAGUGUCCUGCUGGAACUUAUUUCAACGGCCUGACCUGCGAUUGGGAAUCGACCACCGUACCUUGCACAACUCGUACCUAAUAAGCUACGAAACGUGGUACACAUAUAACAUAGCGUUAAUUCGUGGAAUCAAGUGUAUGUUGUUUAAUGACUCCCGUGCGUAUGUAACGUAACUGUAAUUAUAACAUAGGUGCAAAAUACAUUUCUGAAUAAUUUAA